Molecule: messenger RNA, 1273 nt
Organism: Coregonus clupeaformis (lake whitefish)
Lineage: Eukaryota; Metazoa; Chordata; Actinopteri; Salmoniformes; Salmonidae
Product: PAK4-inhibitor inka1-like
Exons: 3
Coding region: 168-1136 (322 amino acids)
Cellular component (GO): nucleus
Molecular function (GO): protein serine/threonine kinase inhibitor activity; protein kinase binding
Source: RefSeq, a predicted model, not a curated record
ACUACACUUCACAGUGCGCCUUCAGUCCCGAGGAUUCAUACCAACAGCUGUGCGCAAAACUGACUGACUUAUGGGAACAUAUCAACCCUUUAUGGAUUAAUGUCAAACUGGAUGCAACGUACCAUAUCAAAUGAGUUAAUUGUGACGGUCACUCUGAAAUAAAUAAAAUGCUGUGUCUGCGUGACUCUGGGGACUGCCUGCGGGACCAGAUGCACUACAUGAUGAGGUCCCUGCAGGACCUGAAGCACCUGAGGAGGACCUGCCCUGCUGCUGCCCCUGCCAUCCCCCCUGCCCCUACCCUGGUCCACCGCUCUGCAGUGGCACGAGCCUGCCAUCAGAGAGCACCGCAGAGGGAGCACCGUACCCGGCUGCGCAUCUCUGACGCCAGUACGGCCAGCACCUACGACUCAGCCUGCUGUCUGGCCAGUCCUCUGGAGGAGGAGGAGGAUGCAGGCAGCCGGCUGGGUCUGGGCCUUGGCCUGGGUCUGACCUCCCCCAGCAGUGAGAAGAGUCUUGAGUUUGACUCUGGCUACUCUGAGGCCUCCUGGCAGGACGAGGCCGUGGUGCUCAGGAGGACCAGGAACGUACGGGUGUCCUCCUCUGCCUGCCUCCGCACCAACCGGGCCUCCAGUGACCUGGUCCGGCCCAAAUCCACAUCAGACGCCUGCCUGGAGAGGUGGACCUCAUUCGAGGCCAGUGACCCGGAGGACUGGACUACGUCACUGCUGACACGGGGACGGAACAGACAACCUCUGGUACUGGGGGACAACAGCUUUGCUGACCUCAUACAGAACUGGAUGGACCUACCGGACUGCCCUGAACCAGCAGAACUGAAGCCCAUCUCUGGCUUCUUGGUAAACAUGAGGCGGAAAAUAGCUGGGAUGUCAAAGAGUGUAGAGGGGAGGGUGAGGAUGAGGUCCUCAGACUCUUCUUCACAUGUGAGUCGGACAGCCAUGGCCCCCAAACGACUCUCCUGCCCCCUAGGGGUGCAGGCCCCUGCCCCACGCCAGUCCCCCUUCUUCCACCAGUCCCAUUCUGGCCUGCAUGAACUAGACACAGACUUCUAUCAGUUCACUGCCCUCAUGAAGACUGGCAGCAGACAGCCUAUUAUCUGUAAUGACAUCGGCUACAUCUGACUCCAGGUCAGCCACUAACAGACUCUCAUUCUAAACAAUGGACAAUCCCCAAAGUCACUAUUUUCAUAUGAUAAACGUUAUCACUUUGUUCUGACUAUAAACUGCCAAAAAUAAAACAUAUUAUUUGAGAUUGGAAA